UCAAGCUCUUCAAGUGAUAGUUAGGGUAGGCUCAUCAUGCGCCGAUGUAGGUCAAGAUGCCUGGGACCUGCACCCGAUGCAGACUGCAUAAGGAAUAUGGGCAUCGCGAUGCAGAGAGCGGCCUGUACUGGUAUUGUGAGGAUUGCUGGCUUACCUUUUGUGGAAGGAGGCGACGAUGUGCGCUGUGCAAAGUGCUACGAGAUGAGGGACACGUAGACCAAGCUGUGGACUACUGGUAUUGUUUGCCCUGUUGGGAGCACCGGCAGGCUCCUCCAGUUGCUUACAGACCGCCUCAGUAUUGGCCACCAGCAGCGUACCCAGCCUAUCCGCAUCCUGCCUAUGCUCCAGGAUACCCCCCACACCCUGGUCUUCCUGGACCUGGUUCAAGCGCGGUCAGCUGUGAGUUCGGGCUGGUAAGCUGUGGAAAGGGCCGCUCGAGCACUCGGGCUGAGGACCGCUCAAGAAGCCGAUCGCCUCCACGAGGAGGCAAGAAGCGCAGAGCUGCCAAAGAUGCCUCCGGCUUCAAGAAGGAGUUCAAGCCAUACCAUGCGACCAGUGUGCCAAAGGCCACAGACCUGUCCACAGACGCGCAGGAAGGACCUGCUACAACAGCGAUGCUGCGAAACAUCCCGAACAAAUUUUCCCAGAAAGCCUUGCUGGAAGAGAUCGACGCCGAGGGUUUCUCGGGCUUGUACGACUUCUUCUAUGUGCCAAUGGAUGUCCGGAACAAGACAAAUGUUGGGUAUGCCUUCAUCAAUUUCUUGGACCCUGCGGACAUGUCCCGCUUUUCACAGCACUUUGAGGGCUAUCGCUUCAGGAAUCACAACAGCCAAAAAAUUGCGACGGUCAAUCCAGCCCAUGUCCAAGGUUUGGCCAGGAAUGUGCAACAGCUCACGAAGAAAGCAGUUUUGCACUUUAACAAUGGUGAGUACAAGCCGGUUGUCUUCCGCGACGGUAAACGGGUAGACUUUGAUGACUUGGCCAAAGAGUACUCCAAGAAAUGAAGGCCCCACAUUCAUUUGGUUUGGUUCUU
Messenger RNA from Durusdinium trenchii, 1033 nucleotides. The record is from the annotation of a GenBank genome assembly. Lineage: Eukaryota; Dinophyceae; Suessiales; Symbiodiniaceae.